UAAUUAUAACAUUAAUUGAGUACAACUCAUAAUUAAUUAAUAGAUAAAAUGGCUUUAGAUAAUUAUGAAAAUCAUAAAAGACCUGAAUUGGUUUCAUUUGAUGAUAUAGAUUAUGAAAAGUUUCCUGAAGUUCAAGCUGCCAGAUCAUCGUUCACAAGAGAACAAUGGAUAAGAACAUAUGAAUUAAAAGUUACUCAUGAUGCUUUAAGAAAAUGUAAACAAUAUCAUCAACAUGAUGCUCAAAAGAAUUGUCGACCAUUAAUAUUUAAAUAUAUGAAGAUGAUUGAAAGUUAUCCAUUACAAGGUUACUUAGGAUAUCAAAAGAAUGAUCCAUCCAAGUAAGAUCAGAUCUACUCAUUUACAUAUAUUGCAUAUUCAUUUUUCACCAAUCAAUCAAUCAAUCAAUCAAUCACUAUAGAACACCUAUCAUCAAUCAGAUAUAUAAUGGAUUUAUGAAUUUCAUUAGAACAGGUAUAUUUCAUUUCUUCGAAAAGUAGAAGUAGUACUCAUUAUUACACUUUUAUAUUUAUUCGAAAUCACAUAUUUAGCAUAAUCAUUUACUAUUACAAGUAGUAUAUACUCCCCUUGUUUGUCAUAAACACAUUGUUUAAACAAGCACUUUCUUCUUACUUUCUUUACCAUCAUUAUUAUUAUUAUUAUUACUAUU
This is a messenger RNA of Scheffersomyces coipomensis, 667 nucleotides long. RefSeq lists its product as uncharacterized. The transcript has 2 exons. The record is from RefSeq and is a predicted model, not a curated record. Lineage: Eukaryota; Fungi; Ascomycota; Pichiomycetes; Serinales; Debaryomycetaceae. The coding region runs from base 49 to 342 and encodes 97 amino acids.